AUGGAUCACAUCACAGCGUCUAGAAGCGACUUUGUAGCUACAUCUGGGGUGUUCGGUCCUCCCGAGUUGGCCCCGAUAGAGGAGCAUGUCAGAGUGUUAAUAAAGGAUGUCCUCAAUCAACACUCGAAGGACACCACAGCGCUCCGUGACUAUGCCCUGCGGUCCGGAGGUGCUACAAUAAUUCCUGAGUUCACUUCUGAAACUUUUUGGAAUCUUUCUGUUGGACGUUGUUGGUUAUUGAAAGUCCAAUCACUCUUUACGGGAAUUGACCUACAGUUGCUGCACGGCCUCUCAGCAGAGACAGUGCUCCUUGAUGAUAUGAAACAUGGAGGGUGCUGGGCAUCUCCAGGUUCUCACAUACGGCUCGGCAUUUCUCUACCUCACCAGCUUUUUGUUGAACAAGUGACCAUUGACCACGUACCUCUUCCGGUUGCGCAAGACAUCACUACUGCACCUCGAAAGGUUAUCAUCUGGGGUUUAAUCUAUUCCGAAGAAUCAAUCAUUGUCCCCCCUGACCUUGAUUUUCAACUGAAAACUACUGUCAUGAUGGGCGGCUCAUUCACCGGAACAUACCUGGAGAUUAUCAGCUUCGAAUAUGAUGUCUUUCAUCAGACUCACAUCCAGACUUUUGCAGUGUCGAGGGAAAUAGUGGGUCUUCAGGUUGACUUUGAUGUCAUCGUCGUGGAAGUAAUGAGCAAUUAG
This is a messenger RNA of Suillus fuscotomentosus, 702 nucleotides long. RefSeq lists its product as uncharacterized. The record is from RefSeq and is a predicted model, not a curated record. Bases 1 to 702 code for a protein of 233 amino acids. NCBI's taxonomy places the organism in Eukaryota, Fungi, Basidiomycota, Agaricomycetes, Boletales, Suillaceae. Gene Ontology annotation, biological process: nuclear envelope organization. The transcript has a single exon. Gene Ontology annotation, molecular function: protein-membrane adaptor activity. Gene Ontology annotation, cellular component: meiotic nuclear membrane microtubule tethering complex; nuclear envelope.